ACACACACACACACACACACACACACACACACACAUAUUCACACACGUAUACACACACGUCGUACUCUCAGUCAGCUCUCUGAAACGAUUCCUGGCUUUGCGACACACACACUCUCUCUCCGGCCCGCUCACCGUCUCGUUGUGACGCGGGGGAAAAAAAGGGGAGAGUUUGGGUCCUGAGAUCUCCCUGGGAGAGACGAGAGGGGGGAGAGAGCGCCUGAACUCUAAAGCCGGUGCAGGAGCUUCUGCACCAACAGUAGCAGCAGCAGCAGCAGGAAGAGUUUUAUUUUUGUUUUAGUCAGGACCUCGCCGGACGCCCAUCCCCAAGACCUCCCUCAGGAACGCAACCGGACGGGGAAGUCUAUAGAAGAGCGCCACCAUGUGUGACUGCUUUCACCUGGCGUUCCCCAACUGGCAUGGGCCAGGCACGGGGGCCGGGAGAAGGCUGCGAGGACCAGAGCGGGAAGCUGAGGAUGAUUCAGUAUGUGAAGAGGCGACAGAGUUUGUAGAGGGGGAGAGACCACGCCCACAAGGAUCCUCCCCAGUAGAGGAGUUUCCGGCUGGAGAGAAGUACAUUGAGAAACCGGGUGGGGACGACUUCUAUGACCACGUCCACAAGACAGGCAGUGGCAAAAAAGGAAAGAAGGUUGGUUUCGGGUCCCUGUUUGACAAACGGUCCUCUGGGAAAAUGAGUCAGAUGGAGGAGCUUCAGAAUGGUGAGUCUGAAGUGCUUGUGAAAACUGCAAAGGAGGCCUGUGCUGAGGGUCUGAUUGUGACGGGAGGAGGGAAGGACGGAAUCUUCAUUAAGGAAGUGAAGCCUGACUCGCCAGCUUCAAAGCACCUCCGUGUUAAAGAGGGGGAUCAGAUCCUAAGUGCGACAGUUUACUUCGAUAACGUGUCCUAUGAAGAUGCCCUUCAGAUUCUUGAGCAUGCACAGUCUUGCAAAAUGGAGUUCUGCCUGAGGCGCAAGCCAACAGAACCCACAGUCCACGCAGAUGGUGAAACGGCAUUACCUGAGGGUGAAGGAGGCUCUCCCAAACUGAGGAGUCGCAAGGCAAAGAGACAAGAAGCCAGAAUCUCAUGGCCAAAAUUUCCAUCCUUCAGCAAAGGGCGCAAGGGGUUUAAAAGGUCUCACAGUACAUCUGAAGCAGAGGAGCAGAGAAAACUAGAGAUGAGCCCUACGACAAGUGAUACAGAUUCACCAGUCAAAUCUCCACUGAAAUCCCCUGAUGGUAAAGAAAAGAAGAAGAAGAGGCUCAAGCUGAAGGUCAAGAUGAAAGGACUCAGAAGCAAGUCGGUGGAGCAUCCAACGAGAGAUGAGGAGCCAACGCUAGAGAAUGUGGAUGACGUGGAGGACCAGGUAGAGCAAAACGGAACAGAUAUUCUGUCUCCUGAGGAAAUGCAACCAUUGGGCGAACCUCUGGUUGUCGAGCAGGAGGAAGCUGAAAGUCAAGAGUCCACUAAAGACAGACCUGAGUACACAUUCCCAAGCUUAACAGGCCCUGAAAUGGAAACAGGCUUACACAAAGUAGAGCUAAUCACCUUGGAUACAACUCUGAAAACGACAGAUAUUACAGUUGCUCUUGCCGAGGCUGGUCUGAGAGACAAGAGAAGCCCCGAAAGUGUAAAGAUAGAGAGGUCUGAACUGAGAGUAAACAUUCAAGGGAAAGAUCUACUAGAUACUGUGAAUGAGACCCAGAUUAAAUCCUCUCCAGUGAGCCAAAAGGACCAAUUAACUAGUCUCAGGACCUCAGAUCCAUCUACCUAUGACAGUGUUGUAAUUAGCCCCAGUGUAAUGUCACAUACAGAUUUCAGUGACCAUCAGCUUAAUAUCGACACCAAUACUCAGGCAACAAACCAGGGUAGAACAGAAAAAACCUUUGGACAUGGAGAGAUGGAUAUGAGUAUGCCACCAGUAGAUGUUUCACUUGACAUGUCAGAUAUAGGUUUGCUAAGGAAAUCUCCAAGAAUAGGAGGUGAAAAGCAGUGGAAAGACAGCGCUGCAAUCAACCGUCCGGAACCUGAGAGCUAUGGAAUCCGAACCAGAGGUCCUUUGGCAGACAUGGCAACAUCAAAGGCAACAUUUGAGGCAGUAAAUGACAGUGAUUUAAAAUGUACUACUCCAAAAACUGUCAUUUCUCAACCUAAAUCAAGUCCACUAGACAUGAGUAUUACUGACCAGAGUAAGGAUGGCACAAUAGACAUGGAUGUGCCACAAGCUCUCGUGAUGCCAAUGGGAAUAAGCAUUGAUAAAGUGCUAGCAGAUAUUAGCACCACAGAGGGCAAAGUCAAAGGAGAAUUCAAACUACCAAAAGUGGCCGUCCCUGACUCAAACCUCUCUGAACUAAUAAAGAUGACACAAAUGGAUACUGAUAGACUUCAACUUCCAAGUCGAGAGGAACUGGAGAUUCCAGGUAUGGAGGAUGAAACUUCAACUGCAGCACUUCAAAUUCAAGGUAUGAAAUUACCACAAAUUGAUGAGAGUGAUGAUAUAAAACUCACUAAUGAGAUCCGAGCUAAAAGAACAGAAAUUGAAUUCAACCUUGAGGAUGUGAAAGCAAUGGUUGCCAAAAUACCAACUUUCAAGCUGCCGAGAAUCGACAUGUCAGGAAUUUACACACACAGAGAAAUCACACCUGAUUCAGAUAAGAUUUUGGGAACAGCGGGAACAUCUCCUCCUGAACUUUCAGAAGCAAAGACAGACGUGAGCUUCAAACUACCUGAUGAUACAAUGGAAGCACUAAUACCUUUUAUCGACAUGAAGCAGCAAGUCACAUCUUCAACAAUCAAACUGCCAAAUGUUGAACUGCCACAUUUAGAUGACCAUGAACCAAUAACUGUGACAUGUAUCGAAGACUCAAAACCAAAGGCCAAAUCUAUCACAGAUGGAAUGAAGACUUUUGAGGGUAAAUCAGUUGAAUUACCCAAGUACAAGCUACCAAAGCGGGAGGACAUUGAGAUUCCAGGAAUGGAGGCAAUCAAGAAAACAACUGCUCAAAGGCCAGAUGUCAAGCCUGUUUUGGAGGUAAAGGAAACUCAGAAACCUGACACUUCCCUAUUCCAUUCAACUGACGGACAAAUUCUAAUACCUUUAGCCCCAGCUGCUGAGAUACGCAUGAAAGGUACAGCCCUUAUAACUGAGGCGAAAAUAGAGACAACACCCACUGACAAGAAAGACAAGAAAGACAAGAAAACAAAGAAAACAAAGAAGUCCACGCCCAGUUUUGGAAUUACAAAACCAGACAUUCGCUUCCCUGAUAUUGGAAUUGAUUUUCCGAAACAAACCACUUCCUCAAAAAAGGUGGAUGACAGCCAAGUCAGAGUAGAUACGAAAAUGGUCUCUCCUGGUGAUGAGGUUAAGAUCAAAACACCACUGGUUGUCUCAGUGGAUAUCCAGAAGCUUCAAAUGGACACUUCAAAAGUGAGAGAAGAAGGUGAAAUUCACGUACCAAAAGUAGAAGUUCCUGCCUCUGACAUAAAGGUUCACGGAUAUGGAAUCUCUCUGCCAAAAGUAAAAGAAACAGAAACAGCGGUUAUGGAAACUCCCAAAUCAGAUGUCAGUAUGUCACAGCUAAAAACUAAGGCAGUUGGUCCUAGUGCAGAUAUGGAGAGUCAAGUAACUAUGCCAGAGGUGGAUGUUGUUAUGCCAUCAAUUGAUGUCAAAGGUGCAGUUGGGGAAAUUUAUGUUCUUGAAAGUGAGACUAAGGACAUUGACAUCAAGUUAAAGAAAAGGAAAAUAUCAUUUCCAAAAUUCAGCUUCUCCAGAUCUGAAGUCAAAGCACCUGAGGUGUCCAUUACCUCUCCAAAAGUCGACAUAAGUUUACCUGAAACAGGUGUGGAUACAGAAGACACAGACAUAGAUGCCACAGCUCCUGAGAGGGAAGCUCCAAUAAAAGAUACAAAUAUCAGUGGCUCCCCAACUAAAUUCAAACUCCCCACACUUAAAUUCCCCAAAUUUGGGAUGUCCCCCCAAAAGGUCCACAUUGAACCCACCGAUGUAGAAACUGCGAUUAAAACCCCUGAAGAUGAAAUCUUGGAGGUAAAUCUGCUAGAACCUGAGCUGUCAAGGUCAAAGCUUCCCACUGGUGCCCUCCACACAAGUCCAAGUGCAGAAAUUGCAGUCCCAUACAGUGAUGCAGUAAGUAAGCUGGACAGAUCCAAGCACCCAUCAACUAAAAUAGAAGGGCCUGAACUGAAACUGAGCAUCUCACAGCCAGAGGUGGAAAUACCAUCUGCUGAUAUAUCAAUUACCCAAGCAAAAGAUGAACUAAAGAUAGAAAAGGUUGAAGGAUUAUCAGCUGAGGGAAAAGCAGAGCCACCUGAAAUGGAAAUUAAAGUGCAAGAGGGAAAAGGUUUCAAACUGCCUAGAUUUGGAAUCUCAAUACCCAAAAUGAAAGGACCUGACAUGGAUGUGAAUGUGCCAGAGGCUGAUACUUCACUUCCAGAGGUGAAAGUAGAUAUCGAACAACCAGAUGUCCAUAUUCCCUCUGUGACAGCAGCUAUUGAUAUGCCAAAGGUAGAUGUUGAGCUACCAUCAGCUGAUGUGAAAGGUGCGAGUGCAGACACUGAUUCCUCAUUUGAGGUUGAGGCCAAGGAGAGCGAUGCCAAACUAAAGAAAAGACGCAUUUCAUUUCCAAAAUUCAGUUUUUCUCGAUCUGAAUCUAAGGUAUCAGAUGUGGAUGUUGAACCUCCAAAAGAAGACAUCACUGCUGCAACUGUAUACGUAAAAGACUCAGAGACAGAUAUUAAAACACUUGAAGGUGAAGCAGCAUUAAAAGAUAGAAGCUCCCCAACAAAAUUCAAACUCCCCACACUUAAAUUCCCUAAAUUUGGGAUGUCUCCCACGAAAGUUCAACCACAAGGGAUAGAUGUGGAAGUUGUUCAUUCAAUACCUGAGGAAGAAAUUCUGGAAGUGACAAUCCAAGAACAUGAUCUAUCCAUAUCUGGAGAGGUACCUGCAAAGGAACUCUGCCUCACUUCAAGUGCAAAUGUUGACAUCUCCACUAUUGAUGUGGAGGCAGAAGCAGCUGUGCCUCAAAUCAAAAUGGAGACACAUGAGGUGGAUACCAAAAGUGCUGAAGGAAGCAAGUUCAAAAUGCCAAAAUUUGGAAUCUCACUACCCAAAGCCAAAGGACCUGAAAUAAGGAUGAGUGUAUCAAAACCAGAAGCUGCGGUUUCUCUGCCGGAAGAAAAAUUUGAAAUCCAACCAACUGAUGUUGAGAUACAAAUGACAUCUGUUGAAGCAGAUAUGGAUAUUGCACAUUUAGAAAGUAAAGAAACUGACAUAAAAUUUAAGAUGCCAAAGAUGUCAUUCCCAAAGUUUGGACUUGCAAAAUCAGAGGUAAAAUCCACUGAAAUUGAUGUCACACCAAAGCUAGAAAUUUCUCUGUCAGAUGGGGAAGUGAAGAUCAAAGACUAUUCACUACCACAGAGUAGUUUAGAAGUUACUUCACCAAAAGCUGAGAUGGCAAAAACAGAAGUUGAAGGUUUCCAGCUAUCAAGCAACUUGAAUUUACCAUCAAUUGAUCUGAGUACUUCUGGAACAGAAAUCACCACCAAUGUGUCUUCUCUCCACAUUGACCCACCACAAGCCAGUGUGCCUCCUUUUGACCCCAAAAGGCCCAGUGCAGAUAUUGUACACCCUUCAGUAGAUGUUGCCCUGAAAGGAUCAGAUAUGGCAAUACAGCCAAGUGAGAUACUGCAUCCAAAAGGGAAAGUAGGGGUCAAACCUCCCAAAGUUGACGGGCUAACAGUUGAGGGGGAUGCUGAGGCACCUGCAAUUAAUGUCAAAGGUCCUGAUGGAAGCCAGUUUAAAAUGCCAACAUUUGGAGUUUCCGUACCCAAAGUGAAAGUACCUGACAUGAGCAUGAGUGUAUCAAAACCAGACAUUGACGUGUCUGAACCAGAGGUGAAAGUUGAGGUGAAAGUCCCAGAUUCUGAAAUCACAGCACCCUCUAUUGACACAGAACUGCCCCAAGCAGAAGCUAAGGAAUUAGAUGCCAAAAUAAAAAAGCGAAGGAUAUCAUUCCCAAAAUUUGGAAUCUCAAAACAAGAAGUCAAAGCUCCAGAAGUUGAUAUCACUCUUCCAAAGGUUGAUGUGUCUCUACCAGAAUGGGAGGUCGAGGAGCCAAAGGCUGAUGUUAAGAUUCUUGAAGACAGUGAAUUAAAAGAUGGCACUGGAAUGGGAUCACCAACAAAAUACAAACUUCCCACGUUCAAACUUCCCAAGAUUGGUGUUUCAGCAUCAAAAGGGGUUACAGAGGUUCGAGACGUGGAUGUUGGUAUAACAACAGCCCAGGUGAGUCUACCAGAAGCUGAACUGAAAGUUUCAGGAAAUGUUCCAGCUCUUGAUGGCGAAGGAUCAGGUGUGGACUUGAAGAUUCCAUUUAUAGAUGUGGCUGUAGAUACUAAAGGACCAGAACUCGAGGUUGAUGGAAGCAAGACCAUCUUUUCAACAAAAGUAGAAGGUCCUGAAGUUCAUGUGAGUGUCUCUAAACCAGAUUUGGAUGUUUCUCUGCCUGAAGGGAAAGUUGAUGUGGAAGUUCCUCUAACUCAAGAGAAAGUAGAGAUACCUGGGGUAGAUUCCAAAGGAAUUGAUAUGAAAAUGAAGAGACCAGGUUUUUCAUUCCCAAAGUUUGGACUAUCAAAAGCAGAGGUUAAGGCUCCAGAAGUUGAUAUCCCAGAAGGAAAAGUAGAAGUCACACAGGCAGAUCUUGAUGUUAAGAUUCCAGAGGGAGAGGCUCAACUGAAAGAUAUUAAUAUUACUUCACCAACAAAAUUCAAACUUCCCACAAUGAAAUUCCCUAAGAUUGGAGUUUCAGCACCAAAGGGAACAGCUAAGGUCCCUACUGUUGAUGUUGAUGUCAAAGCACCUGAGGUCAGUCUGACCGAUGCUGACCUAACAGUUUCAGGAGAUGUGCCAGUAGUUGAUGUUGAAGGCCAAGGAACUUUACCAAAAGUGAGUGCGUCUAAGACAGAUUUGGAUAUUUCCCUUUCAGGGGGCAAAACAGACAUUGAAACUCCAUUAGCUGAAGGAAAGGAAGAUUUACCUGACAUAAAAGCAAAGAAACCAGGUUUUUCAUUUCCCAAAUUUGGAUUCUCAAAACCCGAGGUUAAGGGUGUGGAACUUGAAGCCAGUCUUCCAAAAGCUGAUAUUUCUUUAAAAGGUGAGGUAAAAGAGCCAGACAUUGAUGCUAAAAUUCCAGAGGGAAGCACCGAAAGCAAAGAUUCCAAGGGCAUUGACAUAAAAAUGAAGAGAUCAAGUUUUUCAUUCCCAAAAUUUGGAAUGUCUAAACCAGAUGUUAAAGCAGAUGUCAGUCUCCCAGAAGUUGACACAUCUCUACCUGAGGGAAAAGUGGAAAUCAAAGGGCCAGAGAUUGAUGCUAAGAUUCCAGAAGCAGAUGUUCGAUAUAAAGAUACAAAUAUUCAAACCUCACCAACAAAAUUCAAACUCCCAACAUUAAAAUUUCCUAAGUUUGGAGUCUCUGCACCAAAAGGGUCAGUAGAGGCACCUGGCCUGGAUGUUGACGUGAAGGGACCAGAGAUCAGCGUGCCAGAUGCUGAGCUAAAUAUUUCAGGGAAAAUUCCAGAAGUUGACAUCGAAGGCCAAAAUGUGGACGUUCAACUUCCCUCCAUAGAUGUCAAUGUUGCCUCAGAAGGACUAGAGGUUGAUGGACAAGGAAGUAAGUUCAAACUUCCAAAUUUCGGAAUCUCUUUACCAAAAGUAAAAGGUCCUGAAUUUGAUGCAAGUGUCACAAAACCUGAUUUGGAUGUCUCGCUGCCUGAGGGAAAAGUAGAUGUUGACGCUUCACUACCUGAAGGGAAGGCUGAGAUAGGUGGGGUUGAUUCCAAGGAUAUUGAUGUAAAAAUGAAGAGACCAGGUUUUUCCUUUCCAAAGUUUGGAAUGUCAAAACCAGACGUUCCUGACGCUCCUGAUAUCGAUGUUAAUCUCCCUGAAGUCGAUGCAUCUCUACCAGAAGGAAAAGUGGAAAUCAAAGGGCCAGAGACUGAAGUUAAGAUUCCAGAGAUUGAUAAUCAAUAUAAAGAUACAAAAAUUCACACAUCACCAUCAAAAUUCAAACUCCCAUCAUUCAAAUUCCCCAAGAUUGGAGUCUCAGCACCAAAAGGGUCAGUAGAGGCACCUGGCCUGGAUAUUGACGUAAAAGCACCUGAGGUCAGUCUACCAGAUGCUGAACUUAAAGUUUCUGGGGAAGUUCCAGAGGUGGAUCUCAAAGGCCAAAUUGUAGAUGCACAGCCUCUCUCCAUAGAUGUCAGUGCGGGUACAGAAGGACCUGAGGUUGAUGGACAGGGAAGCAAGUUCAAACUUCCAAAUUUUGAAAUCUCUUUACCAAAAGGUCCUGAAGUUGAUGUGAGUGUCUCAAAACCUGAUUUGGGUGCCUCUGUGUCUGAGGGAAAAGUAGAAGUUGACACACCACUCCCUGAAGGGAAGGCUGGGAUACCUGGAAGUGAUUCCAAGGGUAUUGAUGUAAAAAUUAAGAGACCAAGCUUUUCAUUCCCAAAGUUUGGAUGGUCAAAACCAGAUGUGAAAGCUCCCGUGAUUGAUGUCAGUCUCCCAGAAGUUGACACAUCUCUACCUGAGGGAAAAGUGGAAAUCAAAGGGCCAGAGAUUGAUGCUAAGAUUCCAGAAGCAGAUGUUCAAUAUAAAGAUACAAAUAUUCAAACCUCACCAACAAAAUUCAAACUCCCAACAUUAAAAUUUCCUAAGUUUGGAGUGUCAGCACCAAAAGGGUCAGUAGAGGCACCUGGCCUGGAUAUUGACGUGAAGGGACCAGAGAUCAGCGUGCCAGAUGCUGAGCUAAAUAUUUCAGGGAAAAUUCCAGAAGUUGACAUCGAAGGCCAAAAUGUGGACGUUCAACUUCCCUCCAUAGAUGUCAAUGUUGCCUCAGAAGGACUUGAGGUUGAUGGACAAGGAAGUAAGUUCAAACUUCCACAUUUUGGAAUCUCUUUACCAAAAGUAAAAGGUCCUGAAUUUGAUGCAAGUGUCACAAAACCUGAUUUGGAUGUCUCUUUGCCUGAGGGAAAAGUAGAUGUUGACGCUUCACUACCUGAAGGGAAGGCUGAGAUAGAUGGGGUUGAUUCCAAGGAUAUUGAUGUAAAAAUGAAGAGACCAGGUUUUUCAUUUCCAAAGUUUGGAAUGUCAAAACCAGAUGUUCCUGACGCUCCUGAUAUUGAUGUUAAUCUCCCUGAAGUCGAUGCAUCUCUACCAGAAGGAAAAGUGGAAAUCAAAGGGCCAGAGACUGAAGUUAAGAUUCCAGAGAUUGAUAAUCAAUAUAAAGAUACAAAAAUUCACACCUCACCAUCAAAAUUCAAACUCCCAUCAUUCAAAUUCCCCAAGAUUGGAGUCUCAGCACCAAAAGGGUCAGUAGAGGCACCUGGCCUGGAUAUUGACGUAAAAGCACCUGAGGUCAGUCUACCAGAUGCUGAACUUAAAGUUUCUGGGGAAGUUCCAGCGGUGGAACUCAAAGGCCAAAUUGUAGAUGCACAGCCUCUCUCCAUAGAUAUGCAUGUACAUGCUGAGGGACCCGACGUACAAGGAAGCAAGUUAAAAUUCCCCAAGUUUGGAAAGUCUCUGCCAAAAGUCAAAGGCCCUGAAGUUGAUCUGAGUAUCUCAAAACCGGACAUGGGUGUCUCUUCGCCAGAGGGAAAAGUAGAUGCAGAAGCGCCUUUGCCUGAGGUGGCAACAGAGAUAUCUGGGGUAGAUUCCAAGGGUGUUGAUAUAAAAAUGAAGAGACCAGGUUUUUCAUUCCCAAAGUUUGGAAUGUCAAAACCAGAUUUGAAAGCCCCAGAUGUGGAUGCUAGUCUUCCAAAAGUUGAUAUUUCACUACCAGAAGGACAAGUGGAGGUCAAGGGGACUGAGCUUGAUGUUAAGAGCAUAGAGGGAGAUGUUCAACUGAAAGAUGCAAGUGCAAUUACCUCACCAACAAGAUUCAAACUUCCCACAUUUAAAUUCCCUAAGAUUGGAGUUUCAACACCAAAGGGUGAGGUGGAUAUUGAUGUAAAAGCACCUGAGGUCAGUGGAACAGACACUGAACUGAAUGUUUCUAUGGAAGUUCCAACUGCUGAUGUCAAAGGCCAACUUGUGGAUGUACAGGCUGAAGGGCAUGACGUUGAUGGACAAGGAAGCAAGUUCAAACUUCCAAAAUUUGGAAUCUCUUUGCCAAAAGUAAAAGAUUCUGAUAUUGAUGUCAGUGUUUCAAAGCCAGAUCCAGAAGGAAAAAUAGAUGUUGAAGCACCAUUAGCUGAAGUAAAGGCAGAAAUACCUGAAGUGGAUUCCAAAAGUCUUGAUGUAAAAAUGAAGAGAUCAAGCUUUUCAUUCCCCAAAUUUGGUUGGUCAAAACCAGAUGUGAAGUCUCCAGAUGUUGAUGUUACUCUUCCAGAAGCAGAUGUUUCUCUUCCCGAAGGUGCCGUAGAGAUCAAGGACCCAGGAGUAGGUGUUCAAGUUGCUGAGGGUGAAGUUGACUUACCAGAAGUGGAUUCAAAGGGGAUUGAUGUCAACAUAAAGAAACCCAGCUUUUCAUUUCCCAAAUUUGGAUUUUCAAAACCAGAUACUAAGAUCUCUGAAGUAGACACCACCCUACCAAAAGCAGAAAUGUCUCUGUCAGAGGGAAAUAUGGAAGUUAAAGACCCCAAAAUGGACAAUGAACUUGAGGGUGAAGUGAAGGAUGGAACUAUUAGUGGGUCACCAUCAAAAUAUAAACUACCCACAAUGAAAUUCCCCAAAUUUGGAGUAACAGUUCCAAAAGUUGAGCCACAGGAUACUGAUGUGCAGAUGAGAGGGCCAGAUGUACCAGACAAUGAACUGAAAGUUUCUGGGGAGCCUGUUUCAAUUGAUAAUGUAAUACACGAUGUGGAUGUGGAUGUGCAGACGGUAGGUGUGGGGACAGAGGGACAAGGAAGUAAGUUCAAGUUACCCAAAUUUGGAGUAUCGCUCCCCAAGGUGAAAGGCUCUGAGGUGCCAAAGCCAGAAGGGGAGGUUUCUCUACCGGAGGGCAGAGUGGACAUGGAAGGAGGUGUUGAAAGUUCAUUCGUUGAAGCAAAAGUAGAUUUGCCAGAGGUCAAUGUGGCUGCAAGGAAACCUGGCUUUUCUUUCCCCAAAUUUGGUUUUGCUAAACCAGAAGUAAAGUCUUCCGAGAUUGAUGGAAAGACACCACAGGCUGAUGUCUCAAAGCCAGAGGGUAUUGUUGAGGUCCAGAAUGUUGCAUUAGAUGUUAAAGGUCCAGAUGAUGAAAGUGCUGUUGCCUCACCCACAAAAUUCAAACUACCCACAUUUAAAAUGCCAACAUUUGGAGGUUCUGCAGUAAAGAGUACUAUGGAAGUUACUGUUGACUCCUCUCUACCAAAGGGAACAUCUGAAGUCAAACCUGUUGAUACAGACAUCAAGGUCCCUGCAUCUGAAGUGACUCUAGACUUGAGCAAGAGUGAUGUUCAUGUUGAAGUUAAGGAGGUUAAGUCAAGAAUAUCAUUUCCUAAAUUUGGUUUUUCCAAACCAGGAGUUAAAACCCCUGAGGUUGAAGUGACACCACCUAUUGCAGAUGUCACUUUACCAGAGGCAAGCGUAGAACCAGAAAUAGAUGUGAAGAUUCAAGAGACAGAAUCUAAAGGUGAGGCAGUUGUUGGGGGAUCUCCAAGUAAAUUCAAAUUCCCAACUAUUAAAAUGCCCAAAUUUGGUAGUGCUACUCCAAAAACGAACAUCGAGGCUGACGUUACAGUUCCUGAAGGAGACAGUUCACCAGUGAUGAUCAGGGCUGAAACUGAUGUUCCAGCAGUUGAAGGAACAGUUGUACCAGAUAAUGAAGUUUCAACCCAGUCAGGAGAGAGCAAGAUUUCUGGCUCACCAAGCAAAUAUAAAUUACCCACUUUCAAAUCGCUCUUUUCAAGAGCAAAAUCUGAAGAAGACGCUGAGACACCAACUGAUGUCAAACCUGAGGAGGUCCCAUUGGAGACAGGAGACAAAGAGAUAACGCAGGUAACAGACAAAUCACCUAAGUUCACUUUGCCAACAGUUCAGGAUGUUCUUCGGGGUUUUGAUGUUGAAUUCCAUGUCCCCACAUUAGAUGAAAUAGAUGAACCGAAAGGAGGAACCUCUCAACCAGGUGAUGAAGAACUGAAGCCUGCAGCUAGUGGGGUGGAACAAGACGUGGAAGCAUCCGCAGAUGUUCAAGAGAAAUCAAAGUUUGCAUUACAAUUCUCUAAACUAGGAUUAACUCAGGCAUCAAAGGAUAGUGAUAAAGUGGAAAAGACUGAUGUGACUGUAAAGCAGUUAAUUAAAGAAGAGCAGAAGUUAGAGCUUUUGACAGAACAGAAAUUACAGGACACCCAGGACUUAGAUGCAAGCUCUGAAAAAGGAAGUUGGUUCAAGCUCCCUAAAUUUCCCUCUCCGACCAAAUUAGUUCAAUUUAAAGAAGGAGCAAAACUUAGUGAGGAACAUGAACAAAACACUGAAAGUGAAAAUCUGGAGAAUGAGAUCAGUAUAACAUCUUCACUGAGGUCAUCUGAUGCCUUUGCUGAUGAAAGCUCUGCGCUGACAACAGAACCGAUUGGACCAUCACUGGAUUCACCGACAAAAGUCACAGUGAAAUAUGCUGAGCCAAUCUCCACUGGCACUGGUGAUGUAACAACUAAAAUUAUUACCUCCACUACCAGAACUGAGCUCAUAUCCAUGGAGCCUGACCUGCCAGAGAUGGUUAACAUUUCUUUCUCCUCUGAGAGUUCAUCUAUGGACACACUAAGACAAGAGUCAGGGGCAAUCCAUAUAAUCACAUCAAAUGUACAGGCCAUACCAGAGACACAGCAAGCUACGAUUCUGACUGAUUUUGAAAGUCAUGCUGUGUCCCUGCCUGUCGAACAAGUUAUUUCUACACCAUGGUCAGUGCAGGAAACCAGCACGAUGCAAAAGGACAGCAUAGUGGUAGGGAAGCGCAUGAUCAAGGAGAUAUCAAGUGAGAUCAUGGAGACAGUGACCAUAACGCAGAAAACUUGUGUGCUCGAUGCUGACUCCGGGGAGCCCAUCAGCAGCACAGCAGCCUCGUCCUAUCAAACGUUACGAGACACAAUGCACACAGAGAAAAUGCGAUUUUUUAAAGAUACAGAGAUGCAAGCGGAGAGCACUGUUGUGAGUAGUGGAACCACGGAGAGAUGUGUAAUCAAACACUCCACUGAGGAACAUCAUGGGAAAUGAUCUGAGGUCUGGAGUUGUGCACCAGUUUAUAGUAUAUUACUUUUCAUACUUGUUUUCCAGUUGACUUACGUGCACAUAUGCAGGCCUAUGAAACAUACUGUUAAGGUGUGCAGCUUUAAUUUAUUAACAAAUAAAAAUUAGUUGUCUUUGUUGAGAGCAAAUCAUGUCACAUGCGAGUGUACAUCCACUGCCAAAACCCGUAGUAGAAUCUAUAAGAUUGAAAAGAUACACUGCUGUCUUUUUGGUGUGCAUUACUAGUGGGUGUGGUUCCCGAUCUUAACAUAAUUUACAAUGAUUACUCAGAAACCAUUCAAUAAUAUAUCAAUGAUAUGCACACAUUAUUAAAAUAUAGACUUAAGUUGUAGCAACAGUGUAAUAUAUAAUACGAUCUAUAUGGCUAUAAUGAAUGUUGCUGAACAUUGUUGGCUUAAAAACAAGAAGAUAUACUGAAGCAAAUAUUAUUUCUGUUUAAAAAGACUUUAGAUAUAUCUGGACAAAAUAUUUUAAAGCCAGAGUAGAAAGCCUCUCUGAUUUUUCAACAAAAAUGUAAAAUAUAAUGGUGAAAUAUUUGUUGUAAAUACAUUUUGUUUUAUUAACGUUUGCAAGUUUCUUUACUGCAGCUGGUAUUAUUUUUACCCUUGCUCCUAUGAUGCAGCAUAUUUACACGAUCAGAUUUAAUAAAGUUGUGAUGUAAAUGCCA
Messenger RNA from Clupea harengus (Atlantic herring), 13898 nucleotides. RefSeq lists its product as uncharacterized. Gene Ontology annotation, biological process: regulation of RNA splicing. Gene Ontology annotation, molecular function: protein binding. Gene Ontology annotation, cellular component: nucleus; cytoplasm. The record is from RefSeq and is a predicted model, not a curated record. NCBI's taxonomy places the organism in Eukaryota, Metazoa, Chordata, Actinopteri, Clupeiformes, Clupeidae.